Molecule: messenger RNA, 984 nt
Organism: Cryphonectria parasitica EP155
Lineage: Eukaryota; Fungi; Ascomycota; Sordariomycetes; Diaporthales; Cryphonectriaceae
Exons: 4
Coding region: 1-984 (327 amino acids)
Source: RefSeq, a predicted model, not a curated record
AUGGUCCAGCCUACCCAGCCCGUGCUGGCCAAGGAGAGCUUCAACCCUGAGAAGCACCUCCAGUACUCCCCUCCUUCCAAGAUUCACUCCAUGGAGGAGCUCGGCUUUGCUGACAACCACGGCGUGUCGCCCGUUGCCGUCUCUGAGCCCUUCCCUCUAUUCACACAAGAAGCUGUUAUGAGGUUUCGUGAGGAGAUUCUGAAGAAGGAGGUUAUAGACAACUGCAGCGUCUCUAGCAACAUCUCACACUGCCAGCUUCGGGGCUAUGCCAGCAAAUAUGCGCCAUUCGUCUAUGACGCAUGGAAGAACCCCGAGGUCCUGCGCAUUGUUUCGAACAUAGCGGGCGUCGAGCUGACCCCGGCCAUGGACUUCGAGAUCGCCCACGUCAACCUCUCGGUGCAGUCGCCCGAGCAGAUGGACGAGGAGCUCCGGGCCUACCAGGAGGAGUCGGAAAAGAACGACGACGACAAGGACCCCAUCGUCGGCUGGCACACCGACAGCUACCCUUUUGUCUGCGUCACCAUGCUCUCGGACUGCACCCAGAUGAUCGGCGGCGAGACCGCACUCCGCACGGGCACCGGCGAGAUCAUGAAGGUCCGAGGACCUCAGAUGGGUUGCGCCGUUGUCCUCCAAGGCAGAUACAUCGAACACCAAGCCCUUCGCGCCCUCGGUGGCCUCGAGCGUAUUAGCAUGGUCACAUCCUUCCGCCCCAAGAACCCGCUCAUCAAAGACGACACCUGCCUCACCACCGUCCGCGGCAUCUCAGACCUCAAGGAGCUCUACUCCCAGUUCAGUGAGUACCGCCUCGAGAUCCUAGAGGAGCGCAUCCGCGCCGAGCUCAAGGAGAUCCGUGAGUCCCGCGCCGCAGGCCGUGGCGUGUCGACACGGAAGCUCAAGGCGUUCCUGGAGGAGCAGCAGCGCUUCCUUGAACACAUGAACUGCGAGAUGGUGGACGAGGAUAAAGUCGCUGUUGGGAUUGUUUAA